AUAACAAUACUAUUAUCGUCGUUUUGGCGCUGGCACGAUCGCCGAUCAGAGUGAUCAGACCUCCGCCGCCGUCGUCGCCGUCAAUCCGCAGGGUCGUCUGUCCUACUGGGCAGCCCUUUGCGCGCGCACGUGUGUAUUUGCGUGUGCGCGCUUGUACUAGCCGCCGCCGCCGCCGCCGCCGCUGCUUACUCGACGUGCUCCUCUCGGCGCUCGCCGUCACACUCGGACACCGAACGUUGACGUUCGGACGUGCACGUAAUACUCCGACGCCACCGUCGCCGCCGUUGCGUCCCUCUUCCGACGGGGUCCGUUGAUCGACGUUAUACUGUCCGGUUGCUGCCGCCGACGCUCAUUGCCGUCCGUGCGCGCGAGGUCCUCGUCGUUCCACUCGCGCACUUUUAGCACUGAUGGCCGUGCGCGCCCCAACCAAAAAUGACUGUAGUUGCGAGCAGACUAGCUUACAUUUACAUGCUGAAAUCGAAAAUCUAAAACAAAAACUCUUAGAAAGAGAAAAUCACAUUGUAAACAUGGAGACUAAUUUUCUCUGUGAAGCUGAAAARUUUCCUCAUGGCGAGUACGCUGCAUUAACAGAUGAAAUAUUAAUAUGGCAAGACAAAUAUUCUAGAUUAUUAGAAUCACAUAAGAGAGUUCAACGUGUUAAUCAAAGUCUUGAAGAUAAAUUAUUAUUACUUGUUGAUAAAACUGAAUCAGAAAAGAAUUUAUUAAAUUCAGAAAUCACAAUUAUAUCUCAAAAACUGGUUGACCAACAAUUUCAAGUGAAUCAAUUGAAUGAUGAAAAUGAAAGGUAUAAACAUGAUCUUAAUAUUGCUAUUCAAUUACUUCAGUGCAAACCAUCUCAUUUUGUUUCUCAAAAAUAUGAUAAUCUGCCAAGUGAAUUGCAAUCCAAAGUUCGAAAUUAUAUUUUUAGCAAACAACGAAGAUUGUCRGACGGAAAUGGCAACAUAGCACAGAAAUCUGAAGGAAAAACUAUAAAAGUACCAAUUACUACAUUUCCUCCAACAGCAAUGGUGUAUUCAUUGAGUAAYGAUAAAGAUCUCAAGUCAUCAAGAGAUAGCGAAGAAGGGUCAUCACAACCUGUAAACAAUGUUUCAGCAUCAAUCCUAGCAAAAGUCUUAGAAGAAAGAUUCAAAGAGAGGUUAACUCAACGACACUGUUCUACUUGUUCAUGUGCUAACAAAACUGGUGACCCUAAUACAAACCAACAAGAAUGUCAUUCACCUCAAGCAGAUUCCUCUGAUAAGCAAAUGCGCACACUCACAAAAUAUAGUAAACGACCAAUGACAACCAAAAGUUCAGAAUCUCUAGUAUCAGAACCAGAAUUGUCAUCAUAUUUUGAAAACUCUGUAUCUUUAACUGAUUCCUCUGAUAAUGGACUGAAAUUAUCAGCUCGUUCUAGAUUGUGUUCAGUACGCUUACAAGAAGGCAGUAAUAAUAUAUUGUUAGAUAACGCUGCGACACCAUAUACAGGUCCUAUUCUUUAUAAAAGUCGUUCUUCUAGCGGUGAGUAUGAUGAACCUUUGGUACACGCACAAAAAUUGGUAGACCGUAACAUCCAUGCAAACGAACACACACGUAUAAUGAUAUCAGACGAAGAAAUUAUUUAAAAUUUAAACAAUUUUUAAGAAUAUAAAUGUGUGUGAUUUGUUUAAAAGUUAUACAAUUGGUAAGAAUAUGAAUUUGUGUGAUUUGCUUAAAAGUUUUACAAUUGGUAAAAAUAUGAGUAUGCGAUUUGUUUGACAAUAAUUAGGUGGUUGAUAAAAUUAAAUAUAUAUUAAGCGAAGUAUAAAUAAUAUUAAAUACAUUGUUUUAUUAUGUCAACUUUACUAUUUAUCAUUGUUAAGCGUGAAAAAUCUUCAUUAUGAUAUUUCUAUGACAAUUUAAAUUUCAUGAUACUAUAUAAAAAUUGAAAAUAUCAUCUUUUAGUAUUUUUAAAAAUUCUAAAUAUUAGAAUUUGAAUAAUUUCAUUAAUAAAAAAUGAGAAUSAAGACAUUUGGCRAAACACUAUAUUAAAACCAAAAUUUUUUCUGUWAUUUUAUAGUAUUCAUCCAACAGAUACUUUAGCGUAGUAUGCAUCAAGCAAGUACUGAAGUACAUGCAUGAUAGCAACCUGUCUACAAUUUACUCAAUUGAAUACACUGCCACUCUGGCCUAAGUGAGAGAAUAUCGAAAUGAUAAGAUUACGGGGGCUUAAUAUAACGCAGUCACRGAUUCAAAUCCUGUACUGUGCAUAUUUUUUUCCAUUUAAUUCUCAACAUCUCUCCCAAAACCAGCCAAAGCAUUUAAGGCCGUGUCAACUUUGACCUAUAAAUUAUUUUUUACCUUAAUAUCAUAUUUCACGCUAAAUGAUGAUGAUAGUGUGAUGUAUAAAAUGAUAUAAUUUUUAUAAUCAAAAUCAGACCACAUAUUAUUUUAACUCACGUCAUCUAAGGUUUUUUGCCAAUUUAUGUCAUCUAGAAAAAAAUAUAAAGUAAUWUAUACAACAUUAUAUUUUUAAUCAAUUUUAUCAACCUAUAUAACAACUACUAUAAUUCUGGAAAAUUGAUUUACAGGUACUGACCAGACUGCAUUAUCGUAUUUUAAAAUAUUGGUUUGAUUAUACUAUAGAUAAUAAUAAAACCAAA
This is a messenger RNA of Diuraphis noxia (Russian wheat aphid), 2642 nucleotides long. RefSeq lists its product as uncharacterized. The record is from RefSeq and is a predicted model, not a curated record. Lineage: Eukaryota; Metazoa; Arthropoda; Insecta; Hemiptera; Aphididae.